This is a messenger RNA of Ectocarpus siliculosus, 615 nucleotides long. Lineage: Eukaryota; Phaeophyceae; Ectocarpales; Ectocarpaceae. The record is from the annotation of a GenBank genome assembly.
AUGGGUGGUGGCGAGAAAAGCGUGAAAAGAAAGGGCACAAUCGGCAGAAGCAGUAGCGGCGACGGCAGCAACAAACCAUCCAGCAACAUUAGCGGUCAACACAACAGCAGAAACGACAAUGACAACGGCACCAAGAGUGACAAGAGUGACAAGAUGAGUGGCGACAAGAACACGAAGAAAAACGGCAAGGGUUGCAGAAACAAGGGCUUCGAGGACGACGACAAUGUUCCGGCCGGCUCGUGGGUCCAGCACCUGCACAAACAAGGCUACAUGUUCUGGCGCAACAACCACACAGGAGAGUGCACCCGCGAUCUCUUCUUCGGCCCAUGGGGAUCCUACCCGACCGUGCAGUACCGGGAACUCGUCCCUGCCUCUUUCGCGCCGACAUUCGUCGACAAGAAUGAGGAAAAUGCAUCCGCAACAGUUGACAAGGGCAAGGGCAAGGGUAGCAAGAAGGACGACGAGGAGCAGCAAGGGCCGCCCCCUGCGAUCUGGUUUGUGAGUCUACUACCAGAGCUCCAACCGUGGGAGGAGAUCUACCAUCCGGUGACCGGAGAGAAGCACUGGCGCCACCGCGCCACUGGGGAGGAGAGGCAAAAAGAUCCCCUCUGGUAA